This is a messenger RNA of Suillus subalutaceus, 1313 nucleotides long. RefSeq lists its product as uncharacterized. The transcript is spliced from 3 exons. The record is from RefSeq and is a predicted model, not a curated record. NCBI's taxonomy places the organism in Eukaryota, Fungi, Basidiomycota, Agaricomycetes, Boletales, Suillaceae. The coding region runs from base 87 to 1079 and encodes 330 amino acids.
CAUAAAUACCCGGAGCGCCCGAUUUCCGAAACUUCAUACCCAACCCAACCGCCUCACAUUUUCAUCGUUCACUAUCCUUAGAUACUAUGCUGGACGCAUUCAAAAUCAAGGACUUCAAUUUGGAGCCCAUCUACGAGUCUUGGGAGAACCCUCCAAGAUUCCACGGCGAGACGACGAAGGACAUGCCCGUUGAUGACUUUUUGCAUCAGAUUAAAGCUGGCUGCGCCGAGCGGAAGGUGCCAGAGGAGUACUGGCACAAAGUUGCGCAACACUACAUGGGGGAAAAGGCGAAAGCCAGACUCCAGGAGCUCAAGAACGUUAUGGCGAAAGUAAAUGGGGGCAAAUAUCGCUGGAGCUGGAAGAAGUUCUCGAUUGCAAUGCGGAACAUGGGGUGGGAAAUUGAUGCCAGCAUCACAGAGACUGUUCAGCUCCACUCUAAGCCGUCAGGCAUGUUGUGGCUUACCAGAAGGAAAUCCACGAAAGACAGGGAUGGGUCACAGAAGGAGGUGACUUCUUCCGAAAUCGUGGAACUUCCGCCGCCCCUGCCGUCCAAGCAAGGACGGCCAAACCCGAUGAAGAUGCUUUCUGAUUCAGCAAUCGCUGCUACGGCUGCAAUCAGGUCUCGCAGGUCACCAACCCGCGCGAACUCCAUGGCUUCUACGUUGUCCACCAGCACCGUUUCAUCUAACCAUACCGUAACCUCUAACCACGCGUUAACCUCCAACCCCGUGUUGACCUCUGACAAUGCGGUAACUGCCUUAUCUACGCCAUCCGCUGACGGCACUGUCACAGCUAUAUCGAAUGCACCAACAUGGCUCCUUAAUGCGUGCAAUGCCCUCAAUUUCCUGACUGCGGAGCACCCACGAGCUAUGACAACACUGAGUGCUGUCCUCAUCACUGCAGGGACCCUCCCUGCAAUCCCUGCAAUUAGCGGAGGGACUCUCCUCGCUUCUGGCGUCGCUCAAGCAGUUGGCGCCAUAGCUGUGGGCGUUGGAAAUUUACUCAAAGCUCAGCAAGAAGGUCAAGUACAAACAACUGGCUCGCACCCACAACCACCGAUACGAUCAUCUACCUUCUAAUAGAUGGCGAUCGGUAAGGUUUUUUUUGUACUUGUGGGCGCCGCGGCAUUCAAGCUCGUUGGACGAGCUCGCGGACAAUAUAAGCAUAAAUUGCAAUAUUAUCUAUACCCUUGCAUCACCUAGCUUACAUACAAUGCAUUCCACUGAUUUCAAAUUUCGAGAAGUCGUUAGCUAUUAGCUAUGUAUGUGCACUUUACGUGCCGGCGCAUCAUGUACAGGACAAUAUGAUACCCA